AUGGUCCAAGUAACAGGCGAAGAGCGCGCUGUUCACCUGGCACGGGAGGCUGUCGAGUUGUUCGACGCCGGUCAUCGCGAGGCCGCAUCACGCAAUCUCCGAGAAGCUCUUUCCAUUGCCGCUGACAACCCCGACGUGAAAGCCGCCUUCCUCAAAAUCCAACAGGAAGAAGAAAAUGGCCACCAGCUACUAGAUCUUUGCCGACGCUACACUACACGAAAGGAUGAGGCUGCCGGGAAAGAGGCCAUAGCCUAUCUUGGCGUAGACGGUCUGAAGCCUCCGGAGAAUGUGGCGUUAGAAUCGCUAAAGCUCCUGCUGGGUGAAAAUGCCCAUGCCCUGUCCGAGAUACAGGACGAGAUCAUCUCAGGUCUGGUUCGACAAAGUGCCAGUGUCCGCCAGUACUUUUCCAACCAACUCCAGGUUUCCGUAACCGCCUUUUUUGACGAGAUCUACGACCGCGGCGAUGGAGCGGCGGUUUGUCUGGACACCGUGGUGUUGGAUCCCAGUCUCUGGCCUACAGAGGACAAGCGAUCUCACUGCGAGAACGAGCUAUUUCAGUUGUUCUUGGCGAAGUUGAUGGAGUCAGGCCACGACUUGGACGGUCGUUCUCUGAAGGGAAUUACAAGACUCUUGGCAGUCGAUGCGGAGCGCCUUCAACAUCUGAUCGAUCAUGAGGGAUUCGAAGUGAUUCUGUCGUCCCUCGACAACCGGCUGCCACUAGAAGUGCGCAGUCAAGCCACGUUGGCAACCGCCAAAUACCUGGAGGUCGCCAAGGAGACUGGCGCGAAACAAUUCUCUGGCUUGAUCGCAGCCAUGAUCGCCAAGGGUCGCCUGGACGAUUUCAUUCUUGCUUUUUCCGCUGUGGCGGCUGUCUUUCCCGUGGCACCCGCGGCUGCGGCCACUGUGUUCCUUUCCGAUGAAUUUAUGAACACGUUGACUCCGUUAGCGUCGCGGGAUGCGAAGCGCAAACGAGUGGAGGUUUCGAUCUUGGAGCUGCUCAAUGCAGCUUGCAUUAAUCGUCCCUGCCGCGAAGCAGUUGCCAAACACUUCUCCGAGUGGCUGUCGCACACCCUGACUAACGGCAGCGACGAGGGGUCUGAACUGGCGGCGGUGGUUUUGGCGAAGAUUCGAGCCUCUGAGCCUAAUACGGCCGAGAACGGUAAGGUCGAGGAUGCGGAUACCGGUGUCUCUGAGCUGGUUCAACGUUUCAAGGGACUGAUGUCUGAAUCCAAGGCUGAACACAUCUCCCACGCCAUCGAGGGACUGGCCUAUUCGUCGGUCAAGCCCGUUGUCAAGGACGAGCUGGCCAAGGACCCUACUUUUCUCCACGAACUGAUCACGGUCCUGAAGAAGCAUACCAUCACCGACUCCUCUGUGCUCUAUGGCGGCUUGAUGGUCAUUUUGAACCUCACCAAAUUCCUCCCCAACCUCUCGGAAGAGCAGAAGAAAAUGUCCCAGCUGAAGGACUACGCGGAUGCAUCGACUGGCAAGGCUAGGGCUGCCCCGGAUCCGCUAGAAGAGGAUGAGGUGGUGCUUGACCGGUGCGGGGUCGUCAUUGACGCGGGCGUCAUGUCCUUACUGGUGGAGUGUGGACGUGUUGCUAUGCCUUCCAUUCACGAUCUCACAGCCAAGAUUCUCCUCGCUCUGGCACGGCGAACAAAGUCACGAGGUACUCUGGCUCAGCAGGGUGCCGUCAAGUUGUUGCUCAGCCUGGCCGUCCCGAAACAGGGCAAUCCCAGUUUCGCCACGGAGACGACACAGAAUGCGUCCCACGCAUUGACUCGAAUCCUUAUCUCCGUCGACCCUUCACAUGUGUUCCCAUCCUCCGGCUUCCCCCAGGUCACGUCUGCUGUGCGGCCUUUGCUCUCUCUUCUGUCAACGCCUGAGUCGGCCCCCAUCUCGGUAGACCAGCCUCGUGACCUUCUCCCGGUGUUUGAAAGUUUACUUGCUCUGACAAACCUUGCUUCUUAUCCACACGACGAUACACCCGCCGAACUCAUGGUGCGGGAAGGCUGGCCCGCCGUGGAAGACCUCCUCUUGUCCAGUAACCCUCGCGUGCAGCGGGCAGCCUGCGAACUGGUCUGCAAUCUGAUGACCUGCGAGUCUGGCAUCGUCAAAUUUGCCGACGGCUCUAAGCGCGCGUCCCAACGCCUCCACAUCCUUCUGGCCCUUACCGACGCCGACGACUUCCCCACUCGACGAGCCGCUGGCGGCGCGAUUGCCAUGUUGACCGAGUAUGACGCGGCCGUUGCCGCAGUCUUGGAACGACCUCGUGGAGUGGAUCUCUUGCUAGGUUUGUGCCAGGAGGAGGACGACUCUCUCGUCCACCGAGGCGCGGUGUGCGUGCGCAACCUGACCUGCACGGCAUCAGGUGACAUCGGAGCUCGUGCAAAGGAAGCGGUUCGCGCUGCGAAUGGUAUCGACAUUCUGACGGCGUGUAUCAAGAAAACGUCGAACCAGGCUGUGUUACAGGCGGGCGUGGAGGCAUUGAAACCGCUGGUCCAGUGA
Molecule: messenger RNA, 2508 nt
Organism: Penicillium cinerascens
Lineage: Eukaryota; Fungi; Ascomycota; Eurotiomycetes; Eurotiales; Aspergillaceae
Product: UNC45-central domain-containing protein
Exons: 2
Coding region: 1-2508 (835 amino acids)
Molecular function (GO): protein binding
Source: RefSeq, a predicted model, not a curated record